AUGUGCCUCUGUCGUCUGCUCACGCUGCUGACGGCUUCCGCUUUUUAACCUAGGCCUGUGUAUGGCUUCCGAAUACUGCUGCCUCCACCGCCACCCUGCGCCAUGUGCCUCUGUCGUCUGCUCACGCUGCAGACGGCUUCCGCUUUUUUUAAACUAGUCCUGUGUAUGUCUUCUGAAUACUGCUGCCUCCACCGCCACCCUGCGCCAUGUGCCACUUUCGGGUCUCCUCACACUGCUGCCAGGUCCAGAGUGUGUCAUGGGUCCCUGUACGGCCUCCCAUUGCUGCUGACUUCAUCGCCAGACUCUGCCAUGUGCCACUUUCAGGUC
Molecule: messenger RNA, 327 nt
Organism: Staurois parvus
Lineage: Eukaryota; Metazoa; Chordata; Amphibia; Anura; Ranidae
Source: the annotation of a GenBank genome assembly